This is a messenger RNA of Salvia hispanica, 864 nucleotides long. The record is from RefSeq and is a predicted model, not a curated record. Lineage: Eukaryota; Viridiplantae; Streptophyta; Magnoliopsida; Lamiales; Lamiaceae.
AUGGCAGCCCUAAUUAACAAAAUAUCAAAGCUUUUCGGCAACGCCGCCGCCUCCUCAGCCGCGCCACCAUCGCCGCCAUGGCUCGAACUGCCUGAUUAUUUGACGGAGAAUAUCCUGCAAAGGCUGCCCAUUCGAGAGAUACUGACGAGUGCGCAGAAAGUGUGUACUACAUGGUGGAGAGUGAUCAAAAAUCCCACGAUGUGGCGCGUUAUUCACUUGGAUUGUCGAGAUUGGGCUUACGGAAAAUUCUUUAGCGUAUGCUAUCGCAUAGUGGAUCGUAGGGAGGGACAAUUGGUCGACCUAAAGCUUCUCAGUUAUUACCAAGAUUAUGGGUUUCUUAACUACGUCGCCAACCGAUCAAGUCAGCUCCGAUGCCUUACACUCGCAGGGUUUGAGAAAAUUGAAAUUGGUUUGACUGAUGCAAUAGAAAAACUCCCACGGUUGGAAGAGUUGCACCUUAUCAGAAUGCCAUCACUGAGUGUAGAAGAAUUUGAAAGCAUUGGUUUGUCUUGCCCCAUGUUGAAAUCAUUUACAUAUAUAGAUCAUUGGCUUACGGAUUACCCUAUUGAGGGAAGCUUUGACACUGAGCAUGCUGUUGCAAUUGGAGAAACCAUGCCUAAUCUGCACCAUCUCGGACUUUGGGGGCAACCAAUGACGAAUGAAGGGCUGGAAGCGGUUCUCGAUGGCUGCCCCUAUCUUGAAUCACUCGAUCUUCGGAGAUGCCUUGGUCUUGAUCUGGAAGGAGCUCUGGGUAAAAGAUGUUCUGACCGAAUAAAACAUCUGAGGCUUCCUUCUGACUACAGUGUUAGUGAUUGGGUUAUCAAAUAUCCUGCAUAUGAAGAUAAUAAACCUGAUGAACUAUGA